Messenger RNA from Fusarium graminearum PH-1, 615 nucleotides. RefSeq lists its product as uncharacterized. The record is from RefSeq and is a predicted model, not a curated record. The transcript has 2 exons. Lineage: Eukaryota; Fungi; Ascomycota; Sordariomycetes; Hypocreales; Nectriaceae. Bases 1 to 615 code for a protein of 204 amino acids.
AUGCUCCGCAACACUCUCGUUCUUGCUGCACUAGCAAUCAAUGCUGCUGCCGGACCUUGCAGACCCGCUACUUCUUCCAUCGAGCUUCUGUCAACAACGAUCGGUUUGACCGAGGCGUCUUACGAGACUUCCCUCACCGAGGAAACAUCUUCUGCUUCUGUUACGGAGACUGCGGACGUAGUCCCCACGACUACCAUUUCCAUCGCCAGCUCAGAGGCGACAACCACAGCCGAGGCUAUCCCUACCUCUGACUCUGAGUCAACAACAACUUCGGUAGAUGGCUGCGUUGCAAGUCUUACAGCAGCAGGCGGCGAGCCUCGGCAAACUGAUCGGAUAGCUGACUGCCAGGAUUUCAACGUUGUCACCGUCAGCUCGUACGCAGUGACUCAAACAGUAUACAAGCGUGGGAGCAUUAUUAUAAUCCCUACAAAUGCUAUUCGCCGUCGUGCUGAAGGUGAUGCCGCGACGACUAUCCUGCCGACAGGUAUUCCUGUUUAUGCUACGUACUGCAAUGGUCCCGCAGCCUACUAUGAGGCAUGCUCUGCGUUUGGCGUCACUGCGUUCACAACUACAAUUCCAGAGCCCACGAGCACUGAGAUUAUCAUUACGAACUAA